AAAAGUCUGACCGAUGGUGGUGAGGAGGUGAGACACAUAAUCAAGCGCUUCAUCCAGAGUAAACUGGAAAGGAGGCAACGUUUACGUGAUCAACUCCGAAAGGAAGUUGAUAAACAAGAAGGGCAUGACCACAUUGGGGCAGACCCCCCUGCUCUUCUGCCGAGACAGUUCAACCAGCUUCCUCCAAAGGUCAAUGAUGAAGAAGAGCUCUAAAGGAAGGUCAGGCUGUUGACAUCAGGCUAGAGUUGUUGAGCCGGGUUGACAUGUUGUCAAUCUUUAACCAGAUGACCUCGGAAGAGAAGCGCGAGUAUUUCCGGGUCCAAGCCCUCGUAUAUAAAUAUUGCUUAAUUUUCAAAUCCUAGAAAAUUAAAUAAUAAAAAAAAAUUCAAAACCUCGGGUCUGCAUAGUCGGGAUGGACCUUAGUGAAGAAGCUAUUCGGGUUCCCAAAUUUGUAUAUGCUGUCGUUUCUUCAAUCUGUGUGUCUGAAUCUCCCGAGAGAAGGACUCACUUGGAUCACCCUAAGCCCUACAUUUUUUUGCAAAUUCUUUUAUCAGGUACCUCUCCUCGUGGGAGUUGUAAUCCCAUGCCCAAAUCGGAUAGUGGGGCCGAAUAUGGCCAGAACAGCUAUUGUAGUCUAUCCAAAAACAGUGGGAAUCCAGACCCUUCGUCUUCAAAAACACUUUCUUCAAGAUCUAGUGAGACCAUUAUCAAGGAAAUUGAAGUGAAUAUCCUCAUGCCUGACCUGAAGACAGUACGAACUAAUGAGAACGAGCCAAUUGUUCCUAGUGCCCAGGGGCGGACUGGUACUGCUCCACACACCCUGGUUGUGGAUCAAAUGAGGGGGGAAGAUCAGGUAGGAUCUGCUGCGCGCUCAAAAGGGAAAGGAGUGGCUUAUUCUAAUGGAGGCCUGGAAGAGGUGGACCCAGAUAAGAAUUUUGAAGGGCACUUCCGCCGAAUAAAUAGGCAAGUUGUGCUGGACCUUCUUCUAGACAUUUCAAAAGAAGAAUAUUGGGAGGCACGUAAUCUUAUCUCGCCCAAAUUCUCUCCCAAAUUCAAGACAUCAGCUCCGGAUGGAUGUCGCAGUUUGAUGGCCAAGGAUGGGACUUAUGUGGCUGUUCACUAUGACUCCAUCAAGGCAGGUCUGCGUUUCCCCCUGCAUCCAUUUCUGGUGAAGGUGCUACUUCAUUACAACUUGGUCCCUGCAAUGAUCCCUCCUAACGGUCAUCGAUUGAUCACAUUGUUUCUUAUGGGCCAUGCGCUUCUGGGAAAAGAGCCAACAUUGGAGCUGUUUCAAUACAUGUUUAAUAUAUAUGAAGGGUUUGGUGAGCUAGAAGGCUUUGUACUAUUUCAAAGUAGACCUUAUCGCCGGAUGGUUGAGAAAAUUCCCAAGUCCAUCAAAAGUUGGAAGCGUAAGUAUUUCUUCGUAAAGUUGGAGCAAGAUGAAGUUGGGUUUGUGAACCAGUGGCCCUCCAAGGUUACUAAGGUCGCCAACCCCAGUAACUCAGAUGCCCUCGACAAAGAUGUGGCGGCUCUGAGGGCCUUACAGUUAGAUGGACUGAAUGGCAUCACACCCAAGAUCCUUUCAGAUCUGAAACUUGGCCCUCCAAUCCUGGAUCAGCUGGAUGGCAGUGGUUCAUCAGGCUCAGGUCUUCCGAUCUAUGUGGGGAUUGCUUCAUCUGGAGCUCAAGCACAAGGCUCACCACCUAUUCACAAUUUUCAAGGCAUUGCUGAAGCAGCUGAUCCUGCACCUCCUAAAGAUCAAGGGGCAUCCAGGUCCGCCAAGACUGAACCAGUGCCAUCUAUCGGGGCUCAAACAUCUACCCCUCAUGUUGAUACUUCUAACCCUUCAGUCAUUCUGUCUGGCUCAGCCAAGUUGGCCCAAGUCACAGCAAGCUUGAAGAGGAAAACCUUUUCUGCUAGUGGUGCUGCAAAGAAGAUAAGAUUCGGUCUCACUACCAAUCAUAGUUCCUCUGCCUCUCGUUUGAAGGAGAGGGUCAUUCAAUCCAGCAAGGUUUCCCCACAAGUAUUGGCCAAGAUCAUGUCUCGGAGGAAACCAAUCGGGCCUAUGGAGGGAGGAAGAGAGAAUAGAGUCAAACACGUUCCCGAUCCUGCUGGCAGUCCCUCUGUUCCUCCAACCCAAGUUAGCAAAGCAGAGCCUUAUGGUCCCAAUGAACCAGGCUUCAUCUUCGACCCAUCUACACAAGUCAAGACCAGCAGGCCUACUCACGAGGAGGUGGUAGCAGGAGCUAGAUCCGCUGAGGUAGCUCCACCUGUUACCUCAUCAGAGCCCCCCAGCUCUUCUGCUGAGCCAGUACAGCCAGCUUCCUCCAAAGGUCAACGAUGGAGAAAAGCUUUAAGGGAAGGUCAGGCUGUUGACAUCGGGCUAGAGUUUUUGAGCCGUGUUGACAUGUCAAUCUUUAACCGGAUGAGCUCAGAAGAAAACAAGCGCGAAUAUUUCCUGGUCCAAGCCCUCCAAAAUGCUGCUACCUCCACGAUUUUCAUAGAUCAGAAUGCCGAGCUGGAGGCUGAAUUGGAGGAGGCUCGCAAAAAAAUAUCAGCCCAGGCAGGUCAGCUGGAAGAAGCCAAAGAGAGCUUAUGGGCUGAGCAGGCGAAGACCAAGAAGUUGGAGAAACGGGUCUCUGAACUCGAGAAGGAUGUUGGGUCCCUGGCUCUGCUGGAGGACGUACAGAAGAGGUUCGGGGGAAUGGUGGUCUUAGCCAAGGUCCAGCAAGCAAAUCUGCACGGACUCCACCAAGAGUUAACUUCUCUUCGAUCUGCACACUCCGAACUCCAGCACUCCUGUGUGACUAAUGGUGUACUGUUAAAUCAUAGCUUGGCCCAGGUGGAGCAAGUAGAGAAGAGCUUCACCUCUGAGCUGGCCGAUGCUGAGGAUGAACUGCCUGGUCUUCCUGGGAAGAUCAUAGCUCUGCGGAAGGAGAGGACUAGGGCCAUUAACGAGGCAGCCAAGCUGCAAAGCAGCAAGGCGGAGCUCGAAGAGCGUGUCCGGGCUGAAUGCAGAACUAGCUUGCCCUUCCUUUUUGAAGUUAUCUCUCAAUUCUCGGUUAAUGAAGACGGCCAAGAGUUCGUAAUUGAUGCGGUCGAGUCCAACCCAGCUCUUCACAACAAGUUGGAGGAGAGUAGAGCUGAGGCGACUCUCCAGGGUAUGCGGAUGAUGCAGAAGACUAUCUAUGAACAAUUGGAGGUCGUUUGCCCUGGUUUUAAGGCUGGGGAGUGGGGUCUUCCAGAAGAGAUUGCGGAUUCGGAAAGUGAAGGACCUAGGAGCCGAGCUGGCACACCUCCACCUUCUUCUGCUUGACCUGGGCAGCAGACCUGCCUAUAAUUUCCCCAAAAGUGGUGAGAUUUACUGAGAUGGCUUUCCUUGAUAACAAUUCCUUUGUGGAUAACAUUGUUGAAUAGAUCUGGCAACAAUAGCGAUGAUUACGGAAAAAACAUCAUAAGAACAAUAAACGACCUCAAGCUGGACAGAGCAUUCAAAUUGGUAAAUGAUUCUUCAUUGUGAGGUUGUCCCUGAUGUUAUCAUAGUGAUUUUUAGUAUGUUUAUUGCUUGUGUCUGUUCGUAUAAGAAAAAUCUUACUUUGGAUUUUUAGUUGUUGAUUGGCAGAUUAAUGUGUAUAAACCAAACUCGACUGGUCUUACAAUUUUUUGUAACUCAUGUGAUAAACACUAAUUGUUUACCUUA
Ipomoea triloba (trilobed morning glory) is the source of this 3700-nucleotide messenger RNA. RefSeq lists its product as uncharacterized. Lineage: Eukaryota; Viridiplantae; Streptophyta; Magnoliopsida; Solanales; Convolvulaceae. Bases 413 to 3316 code for a protein of 967 amino acids. The transcript has 7 exons. The record is from RefSeq and is a predicted model, not a curated record.